AUGUCGCCGGAGAGCCUGCGCAAGGACAACCCUGGCCUUGUAGUCGCCAGAGUGUCCGGCUACGGGCAAACUGGGCCGAAGUGCAGUGAGCCCGGCUUCGCAUCAGUUUGCGAGGGUGUCGGCGGCUUCCGCUUUGUCAACGGCGUUCCGGGUGAGCCUCCGGUGCGGCCCAACCUCUCCAUCGGGGAUACCCUUGCCGGCAUGAACGCUGUGUUGGGUAUCUUACUGGCGCUGCUGAAACGUGGACAGCUCUCCGAAGGGGUGCCCUUUGCUUUGGGCCAGGACGUCGACUCUUCCAUCACGGAGAGUGUCUUUGGCCUGUUGGAGGCCUGUGUUCCUGAGUACGACUACGCCGGCGCGAUCCGGGAGCCGUCUGGGUCUUCCCUGACGGGGAUCGUGCCCACGGGCACAUACCCUUGCAAGGAUGGUAGCUUCAUGAUCAUCGGGGCCAACGGCGACUCCCUCUUCAAACGGCUCAUGGCAGUCAUGGGCCGGCAGGAGCUCGGCCAGGACCCUCGCUUCGCGAACAACGCGGGAAGGUGCGAGCAUCAGGACCUCCUCGAUGAAGCCAUCAUCGCGUGGACCCGGAGUAAGACGGCAGCCGAGGUUCAGGCCGCCUGCAAAGAGGCGGCCGUGCCCUGUGGCCCCAUCUACUCCAUCAAGGACAUCAUGGAGGAUGAGCAUUUCCAAGCGCGCGGCUGCUUCGAGGACGUGCACCUGCCGGACGGGCGCGCGGUGAAAGUACCUUCGAUCGGGCCCAAGCUGUCCGCAUCACCCGGAAGCACCGCGGCCGGUGGACCUCGUUUGGGACAGCACACCACAGAGGUGCUGCAAGAGAAGCUGCAGCUCAGCGACGAUGAGCUGAGCACACUGCGCACCGCGGGCAUCAUCGGUGGAGAGUAG
This is a messenger RNA of Symbiodinium natans, 903 nucleotides long. NCBI's taxonomy places the organism in Eukaryota, Dinophyceae, Suessiales, Symbiodiniaceae. The record is from the annotation of a GenBank genome assembly.